UGAUGGUGUGGAUCCACGGAGGAGGUCUGGUGGUGGGCGGGGCAUCAACCUAUGAUGGUCUGCCCCUCUCUGCCCAUGAAAACGUGGUGGUGGUGAUCAUUCAGUACCGCCUGGGCAUCUGGGGAUUCUUCAGCACAGGGGAUGAACACAGCCGGGGCAACUGGGGUCACUUAGACCAGCUGGCCGCACUGCGCUGGGUCCGUCCCCACAUUGCCAACUUUGGAGGGGACCCAGGCUCUGUGACCAUCUUCGGAGAGUCUGCGGGAGCUGAAAGUGUCUCUGUUCUUGUAAGUGUUCCUGGCCCCGAUGUGGGUACAGAUGGGCUCCCUGGGACACCCGCUGACCUUUAUUAGCAAGACCUGGGUUCA
Myotis davidii is the source of this 368-nucleotide messenger RNA. RefSeq names its product putative inactive carboxylesterase 4. Bases 3 to 353 code for a protein of 116 amino acids. The record is from RefSeq and is a predicted model, not a curated record. Gene Ontology annotation, molecular function: carboxylic ester hydrolase activity. Gene Ontology annotation, cellular component: lipid droplet; endoplasmic reticulum. The transcript is spliced from 2 exons. Lineage: Eukaryota; Metazoa; Chordata; Mammalia; Chiroptera; Vespertilionidae. Gene Ontology annotation, biological process: lipid catabolic process.